Molecule: messenger RNA, 1779 nt
Organism: Paramecium pentaurelia
Lineage: Eukaryota; Ciliophora; Oligohymenophorea; Peniculida; Parameciidae
Source: the annotation of a GenBank genome assembly
UAAUGGACAUUCUCAAAGACCCUACAAAUGAUAGAUAAGUAAAGACUCUAAAGCCUCCUCCUCAUAGACCACUCUCAAAAAAUCUGAUGUUUCCAGAUAAAUUGAAAAGUACGUCACAACAUUAAAUUAUUUAGACAAACCUGAUUGGAAAUUAUUGAAAGAUCAUCUAUAAAAAGAAGGAAGAGUAGCAAAAGAAGAAUUAUUUAAAUUGGUUGCUGAUUGCAAUAAAUUAUUGAGUAAACUGACAUUUUGAUUGUUAGAAAAUGAGGGAAAUGUUCUAUAUUUGCAAGAUCCACUUACUGUUGUUGGUGAUAUUCAUGGGUAUAUAUAUAAAUUUAAAUAGAUAAUUUUAUGACUUACUUAAAUUAUUGGAACCCAAAGUUGGUGGCAACCCUGAGACAACAAAGUAAAAUAAUUUAACAUUAUUAGAUAUCUCUUUUUGGGAGAUUUUGUAGACAGAGGAUCUUAUUCAAUCGAAGUUGUCAUUUUACUUUAUGCGAUAAAAAUUAAUUAUCCCAAUACUGUUUAUUUUUUGAGAGGCAAUCACGAAUGUAGAUAACUGACAGCAUUUUUUAAUUUUAAAGAUGAAUGUACCUACCAAUAUUAUUAUAGGUCUAUAUAAAUAUGAUUAAGAAACCUAUGAAAUGUUAAUGGAUUCUUUUGAUCUAUUUCCAUUAGCAUGUAUAAUAAAUUCAAAAUUUAUUGCAAUUCAUGGCGGAAUCUCACCUGAUUUAAAAUCAGUAAUAUUUUGGGUUAUUUUUUAGAUUGAAGACAUAAAAAAAUUAGAUCGAUAUCAUGAACCACCUCGUAGCGGUCUCUUUUGUGAUUUACUAUGGAGUGAUCCAGUAGAUCAUGAUUAAGGAAACAUGGAUGGAUAAUGGAAAAGCAAUGAAGUUCGUGGAUGUAGUUGGUUCUUUGGGAUUGAAGCAAGUAUGAAGUUCUUAUAAAGAAAUAGUCUUAUAAGUAUCAUAAGAGCUCAUGAAGUAAUAGAUUUAUAUAUUUAAAUAGGCAUAACUUGAUGGAUAUAAAAUGCAUAGAUGGAAUGGCGGAUAAGAUUUUCCAGUUGUAAUUACUAUUUUCAGUGCACCAAACUAUUGUGAUGUUUAUAACAAUAGAGGAGCAGUGAUAAAAUUCGAAGUAAGAAUUAUUUAUUAAAAUUAUAGAACAAUACUCUAAAUAUUUAAUAAUUUUAAUAUACUCCACACCCAUAUUUACUUCCAAAUUUUAUGGAUAUAUUUACUUGGUCAAUACCUUUUGUGGCUGAGAAAAUCACUGAAAUGCUUUACAAUUUAAUUUAAGCAGGUGAUCAAGGAGAUGAUGAAGAUGAUGUUAAUUAAGAAGAUAUUGCACAAUUUAAAUAAUUAACUAAUUAAAAUAAGCAAUUUAAUAAAUAAUAAUCAGGUGGUUCGAGUGGAAAAGGUAAUUUAUUAUUAUUAUUAUUAUUAAUAAAAUAGGUACAGAGAAAUUGAAAAGUAAACUAAAAUUCGUAGCAACCAUGAUGAAGCUCCAAAAAACACUCAGAGAAGAAAGUGAGAGUGUUAUGAAAUUGAAAGGAGCUUGUCCAGAUAAAAGAUUACCUAAAGGUAUACUAUCAGCUGGUAAAACUGCUAUUUCUGAUGGUAUUUUGAUUAAUAAUAAUUUUAGCACUUGCUGAUUUCAAUGUUGCUAAAACUGCUGAUAUAGUUAAUGAGAAAAUGCCAGCUCAAGCAUAAAUUCCUUAAUAAUCUAUAUCAAUAAAAAAACCCAGUAAUAAUACACCUUAGCCCAAGAAAAAAUGAG